Molecule: messenger RNA, 8370 nt
Organism: Acinonyx jubatus (cheetah)
Lineage: Eukaryota; Metazoa; Chordata; Mammalia; Carnivora; Felidae
Product: histidine-rich glycoprotein-like
Exons: 2
Coding region: 5822-7159 (445 amino acids)
Source: RefSeq, a predicted model, not a curated record
CCCGCCCUCCUUGACGCCUGAGGCCCACUGGCAGGAGGCUGGGACCCCUGGCCAGGUAGUCAGGGCAGGGCCUGCUUCUGGGCAGAAGCCCCCCUGGGUGUGGCAGCAGCUGGGCGGAGUGUCCCCUCCGAGCCUUUCCCUCCCUUUCUCCCUUCCUCCUGAGUCCAGGAGCCACUUACUCAGGCCAGUGCCUCCCCAACGGGACUCCCAGAGGGAGCUCUGGGGCCAGGCACUCAGGACAGCAGGAGUCCUCAGGGCGAGGGGCAAGGGCGAGGGUUCGGUGUCUGGCGCUCCCGGUGUGGGAGCCAUUUGUGGGCCACAGAGGGAAUGAAACGUGAUGGCUCGUCACCGCAUUGCUCUGUGGGUGGGCCACUGGGCACCUGCCGUCCCCUGAAUAGAAAAGAGUUAGGCCGGCCGGAUGCACUGUUACCUCUACAACCGCCGCCCCAACCACGACCUCAGCCACUUUCAACUCCAUCCACUUUCCACCACCUGUCCUGCCAUGGACCCGCCCCAGCACCCCCCGCUGGGCCACCACCUCCCCCUUCACCACUGUCACCCACUCCAUCGGCCCCUCCUGACAUGACCAGCACCCUCCCCACCACCUUCAAGGCCACCCGCACCACCACUCCCAUCUUUUGCACUAUUGACACCCUCACCGGGCCCUGUCCGAGCGGCCACCACCAGCCCCUCCACCACCGUGGCCACCGUCAUGUGCUCUCUCCCCCGGCGACCACGGCACUCCCCAUGCCGAUGCGGGAAGCUUCCGCACCUUGGCAGCAGCAUUUGCUGACGUGACAGUGGUAGGAGGGGGCCGCCGUCCUCUCUGUAGGCCAGGACUGACUUCCAGAAGUGCGUCGUGGACAGCGCAGAGCUGUGCUCAGGGUCUGCAGGGGCCGGAGCAGCUUGGAAGUGGGAAAACUCACGCUGGCACCAUUUGAACAGAACACCGUCAAAAUGCUCCUAAAGCAUCUGGGCCAGGCUCAGCUUUCCCCCUCACAGUCACGGGUGAAAAUAUUCUUAAGACGGCUGACCUUCUUAAUAGCCUCACCAAAAACAUCUACUCUUAGCAAAACAACUGGGAGAAAUGGUUCUAAAGUGGAAAGAUCUACUAGGAAAACAAACAGUUUCAUCAGAAAUGAACAUUAUGGCCGCUAACAAAACAUAUAUCUCCAUGAGACCUUUUUCCGGAAACAAAGAUAAUAUUGGAAAAACAAGUGUCCAUGUGGACAUAAGUAGCCACGCUGUGCCUUCUCUUCCUUCAGCGAGAAAGACCGUGGGAUUCCUGAGGGUGCCAUGCCCGGACAGCUUGCCUGACGGCGCCGGGAGGGCGCGGGGGUCCCGCACGAGCAGGCCGGUGGGUGGCUCCGAUUAAAGCUAAGUGAGAGAAGGGAAGGUGUUUAUUCCAAAGCAGGUGAUCUGGCCAGUGCCUCCCAUGCCUACCUGGUGGCUACGCCUGGAUAUCAGAGGGCAGAUGGGGAAACUGAGGCUCAGAAUGCAGAUUCAGGGGCCUUUAGACCACCCUGUCCAGCUGCCUCCUUAGCAUUGCAUCUCAAACUUAGCAGGACCCAGACAGAGGUCCUGCUUCCUCCCUAGGGCCACCGUAGCCUUUUGAUGCCUCCCUCCUUUCCCUUGUCCCCUCCUUGUUGGAGACUUAGAAAUACAUCCCACUCCUCAGCGCCUGCAUGGCCACAGCCCUGGGCAGGGCCACCGUUCCCACCCGCCUGGAUGCAUGUAGGUGCCUCCUCGCUGGCCUUUGUCUCCCGGUCCUGCCCCUCGAGCCUGUGCAUCAGGCGGCUGAAGCAGCGUUACCAAAUGUGAAUGAGAUCCUGGCUCUCCUUCCAGCCCUUACCUGCUCCUGGCCCUGAGGCUGGGUGGUCUGGCCCCCUUGUCCCCGCCACACCCUCCAGCUCUGUCUCCUGUGCUGGCCCCUGACCCCACCUCAGUCGUUGCCCUUUGGUGUCCACUUCCUGCGUGUGGACGUGUGCCCUGCGAGCCACGGAGGGAUGACCUCACAGUACGUAUGUCCGUAUGUCUACGUUCACAUCUCAUGGCAGCCGGCUGUGGACACGGGCCCUUGCACAUGUGUCUAUGCACACGGUCACUCGUUUCCUGGCUCUGUCCACUGAGGGAGAGCGACGCUGCGACACCCCCCAGUGCCAAGCACCCCUGGUGCUCGGAUCCUGCUUGCCAAACACCAGUUCUCCCUGGAAGGAACCAGGACUCUCUGGAGGUGAGGGAGCCCUGGCAGGGAAAGUGCAAAAUGCACCUGGGAAUCAGUCACACGCAGGAGGAAGAAGAGUGCUCCAAGAAUGGCUGGGAUGUGUCCAGAGGACACAGAGGCCAUCAAACAGGCUCCCUGGCCAUACGGAGGCGGGGGGGGGGGGGGGGCAAUCUGAGCAUUAAAAUAAUGGUAGUAAUAGGUUUUAAGCCAUUGGAUAAAGGGGGAGCCAGUGAGCUCGCACUGGUAAAAGGAAAUAAACGAUUAAGUGUGUAAAUGGGAGGAAGUAGUGUGGACGGCCUCACAUCAACCUCUAGCUUCCCGACCUGGGUCCUGCAUGUGCGCUUCCAGCAGAGAGAAUUCUUGUCUGCCCUUCACUCUCCAACAGCUCAGGAAACAUUGCAUAGAGACAGACGGACAGACAGACAGAGGGGGGAGAGCGCGUGCACGGGGCAAAUCUGAGCAGUGGGAGCGUGUGGAUUAAGAGUGGGAGGACAUUCCUGGCUGCGACCUUGCGUAACGCUGUCAGCUUGACUUUACGUCAAAACUGAGCGAAUGCCUCCUGGUGAGAACACCCUUGUGUCUGUGCCCAGAGCACCUGGCCACACACCUGGCCAGCCCCACUGGGAGGCAAGCCUGGCCAGCUGGGAAUGAGUCCGGGGUCCCCACUCCGUAGCUCUCGGUGACCGUAUGAACUUUGGAGCUAGAAGCGACCAGCUCGCCAAACCCUGUCCUUCCAGACAACUCACCAUGGCAACCUCGUGCACUCCUUCGCCAGUGACUUGUUCCCUCGUUCAUUUAUUCAUUCACUCAUUCAUUCAUUCCAAAACCUUGACUGAGCCCUUGCUCGGAAUCGAGGAGUCCAGAUGCACUAACAGCAGUGUUUUGGUUUUAGUAUUACCAUCAUCCUUGUCUAUUUUGUUCACCGCGCUAUCUUGGCUGCUGGAAGAGAGCUAGCUUCUAGAAGCUUCUAGGUCAAUGUUGUUGUUCAUCUUCUGAUCAGUGGGAUGGUACAGGCGUAAUCCCACCAUCCAAAAACAACACUUUUAACAUUUUGGUGAAAUUCUUCUUGAUCUGUUUGCAAGCAUACCUAGGGUCCCACGAGACAAACCUGGGGCUCCCAUUUCGUGCAAGUUUCUAUUUUGCAUAUUUCUUUCGGUACUUUAGGCUGUGAGCAUUUCCCAUGCCCUAAAUUUAUAGAAACAUGCUUUUAGGUGACAGUGUAAUAUUCCUUCCUGUGGCUGCAUCAUAAUUAUUUAAGUCGACUGCUCUGUUGACUGUUGCCCCUGUGACUGGUUUCAGUGUCUCCCAUGAAUUGACGGUGUGCUGGUGCACGUGCACCCUAUACACGCCUUGUUACGGGUCUCUCGUCCUUUCCUCACAAUAAAUUCCCCCAAGUGGGCUGACUGCGUCCGAAGGAAUGUCUCCUUACUGCCCCGGCCAUUCAGAAGGGCAUCCUCUUCGACACCUUCCUCUGCUGGGUCAGGUGGCCGCCUCACCUGGCCUGGCUCAGCCCGGGGGCAACUGCUCUGCCCACCCCCCCCCCCCACCUCCCUCAGCUCCAGCAGCCAUCAGGAGCUGUGUGCACCUGCAGGGCACGACCCCAGCAUGUGUGCUGCCGGUCGCCAGGGGGCAUGGUAGAAAUGUAGAUCCCCGGGCCCUCCCAGAGGAUCUGAUUCCAGAGGUUUGCAUGGGCCCGACUCCGCAUUUUGACCAGGGGUUCCUGGCCCAGCCUUAGGGCCUCAACAUCCAAAAACUGGUUCUUUACAAAGUGGGGCAAGUUGUUCACUAAACACCUACUGUGUGCUUAGCCACUGCCCUGCUCCCCAGGCCCGAGGGGACUCAAUAGGUCCAGAAGUCUGAGCUGCACAGGCUGAGUGCGGGAAGGAGGAGUGAGAACAGGACGGGGUCCAGGCUCGGGUCCCUGACCCCAGCCCCUCCACACCGGGAGGCAGCCCAGGACCACACUGUCCCCUGAGCUGGCCUCGGGGUGGACCAAAGCCAAACGCAGUCCCUCGAGCCUUGCUGGCUACUCUGGGCAGAGGGCGCAUGGGCAGAGGCAGCUUCUGAAGCUUGCUGGGGAUGGGGUCUGGGGUGGAGCUGGGGUCCCGAAGGAGCAACUACUGUCCCCAGAAGUGAGUGUGAGAGGAGGGCAGGGACACACCAGCUGCAUCUCCAGCUGUGGUGGCUGCAGGAUGACAGUGGACCCCAUGGUGGUCACAGAGAUGCAGGGUGGCCCAGGGGUGCAGGGUGUCCAAAAGGAGGGCGCCGGUAUCUGAGGAGUGGACCAGGCUGAAAGGCAACAUGGCCUCCAGAGAGACGGGGAGGCAGCGGCUCGGGCUGGUAAUGGAUGCCGAGGGAGGGCAAGGGUGCCCAGAUGCUGUGGGACUGUAUUCCACAGGGAGGCGUGUCCAGGAGCCACUGGGGAGCUGGGCUCUUGCCCUGGGGGGGCACCUGGUCCUGGUGUACCAGAGGAGAGGCGGGGGGAGGCUUUGCCGGGGAGGGGGAGGCGGGAGCUGCCAUCUACACAAGGAUAAAGGAGGGACAGGUGCUGGGACACCCGGAGAGGCAGCCUCUGUUGGUGGGGGAACAAGGGCCUGGACUGUGGGGCCCCCCAGGAGACCAGAGGGUGGCCACAGGGCGGCCCUGGAGGAGGACAGAGGAAAGGGAGAACACGGCAGGAAGCCCAGUCCCGGGGGCCCGAGAUCCAGGCCGGCUGGGCCUGUGGGGGCAGAAGGGACUACUCCAACACCAAACUCUGCUGUCCCAGCCUCGGGGGGGGGACUCCCUCCUGCCCCAGUUCUGGUGGGGGCACUUCCCCCGGAAGAGGGCCCUGGGGCCGCUCCCUUGAGUCUGCCUGUUUGCCGAGGCUCAGCCCGGGGCGGGCGGGCCUCCCCUCCUUCCUGGGUUGGGCGUGCGGCAAGUUCUGGGUCUCCGGGGCUCAGACCUGACCUUGCCCGGGAGCCCCAGGGGCCCUGCCCACUUGCUGCCCUGCAAGCCGGACUCCAGCCCCCAACUGUGCCGUGGGAGGAAUCCUAAUUACCCAGAAAGCUGCCAGGAAAUAAAAAACAUGCCUACAUUUUUCAAAACAAGCUUAUAAAAGGCCUCAGGGGCUUUAUUGUUUUAUUUUUGGCAGAGAAGUCAAAGCAGGAACCAAGGCCCCGCCCGUUUGGAUCUGAUGUUUGCAGAGCAGGGGUGCUAUGGCCUCGGGGGUCCCUGGCUCCCCUCCAGGCCUGCCUGGCCCGCUCAGAGCAGCCCCUCCACCCAGCAAGGGUGGCACUGGCGAGCCCUCAAACUCCCGGCUCAGGGACCCGCCAAACACACGUCACAUACUUUGGGCUGCAGGUCGCCUCCGAGAGGCUCUCCAGGACAUUUCCGCUCUUUCCUGGUUUUAUCCAAGUCGGAAAUGCCACCGGUGCUGUCCUUCUGUGCUUCUCAACAGGCGGCGUGGGGGGGGGGGGGAGGGGGCUGGUCCUGCAGAAAAGGCAUGGGCGCCCUCUGGCCAGCCCCCACACCGCACUGCACACCCAGGCACACACACACGCUCAUGUGCAUAUACACACUCGUACACACUCAUCACCUACACACAGCCACACACUCAUGCACGUACACACACAUGCUCAUAUGCAUAUACACGCUCAUACACUCAUCACAUACACGCUCAUAUAUGUACACACUCAUACACACAUAUGCACACUCAUUAUAUACACACUGUCAUCAUACACAAUCACAACACACACUCAUAAAUAUGCAAACACUCAUGCACAUGUACAGUCAUAUACACACUCAUCUCAUAUACAUCCUCGUACACACAUACACGCUCAUUCAUACAUACACACACUCACACAUAUACACAAUUACACACUCAUACACACGUACAUAUUGAUACACAUGUACACACAGGUACACACUCCUAUACACAAUCACCACACGCCCUCACACACACACAUUCAUACACAGAUACACAUCCUCAUACACACAUACAGACUCAUCACAUACACAUUCAUACAUAUACACACUCAUACACACAUAUACCCUCAUACACAUAAACACACUCAUACACACUUGUACACAUACACUCACACAUACUCAUUACAUACACGCACUCAUACACACACAUACCCUCAUACACAUACUCAUACAUACUCAUAUACAUGCACACACUCUUAUACAUAUAUACACAUACAUAUUCAUACACACAAGCACAUUCUUACACAUACAUAUACUCAUAUACAUACACACUCACACACAUCAUAUAUACACACACAUACACACUCAUCACAUACAUAUGAUCACCCAUUCACCCUCGUAAACGUACACACACUCAUACACACACACACAUAUUCAUACACACAUAUACACCCUCAUACACCCUCAUAUAUACACACUCAUACACAUACUCAUUACAUAUCCACCCUCAUACACACACACUCAUACACAAUGUACGCACUCAUACGCACACUCAUCACAUACACACACACUUAUCACAUGCACACGCACAUACACACAUUCAUCACAUACACGUACACAUAUAUACUCAUACAUACACAGUUAUACACACACUCAUACUCAUAUACACUCAUCACAUACACUCAUGCACAUACGCAUACUCAUAUAUAUAUAUAUACACAUACUCGUACACACGUGUACAUUCGUACGCAUACACACUUAUACACACACUCAUACACAUACAUAUUCACACACACUCAUACACACAUACACUCACACACACAAUACACGCAUGCACACAGACACAUGCCCUUCCCCCAGGUCAAAGAGGGGCCUCUCCACCCCAGGGCCACCUUGCAGUUCACAGAGUCACUGCAGUUUCCUGUUACAUGUGGCUUCGGGGCCUCCCUAACAGCGACCGCCAGCAAUUCCUUCCCUAGGACCAUCAGCCAGCUCAGAGGGGAUUGGAACACCCCCUCCGCUGACUGACCGCAGGCCUCCUGCACCUGCCUGGGACAGGAGAGUGCAGGGGGAUGGCGUGGAGGGUGCAACUGCCGGUCACCCACCCCUGCACUCGGUUCUGUGCUGCACGCAGGCCUCACAAGGUAGCCCGUGUGCAAGUCCCACCCGGGGCUGGGACCCCCAGUGGCGCCUUGUUCUCAGCAGCAGGUGCCUGGACACCAGAGAGACAGCCGCCGUGCGGGAAAGGAGAACUGACCCCAAGGCCUGGCUUAGGGACACCACAGGGUGGCCUCAGGGAGGCCUGGCCACAGGGGUCUGCAGGGAGGGGCUGGGAGCAACAGGUCCUGCAGACCAAUGCAAGCAGGUCCCCUGUCCCCACUGCUCCUGGGGUCUCCCUGUGUCUCUGUGAGAGUGCCGGUGAGCUGGGCAGUGCCCUCAUCUGCCACCAGGUCCCCAUGGCCAGUGGGGGGUGGCCGUUCCAGGCCCCGGGCUCCAGCAAACACCCAGGCCCGUGGCCACGUUUCUGGGGAUUCAGUGGCUCAGUAGUGAUGGUGGGUCCCCCUUCUCUAAGUCACAGGUGCAGAUCAGACCUAAAUGAUUCGUCUAGGACAUUCACCUGGCGACGGGGAGGCACCUGAGGGGGAGUCUGGGCCUAAUCCUUUCUCCUCAGUUUCCGUGUCUGCACCGCAUGUCUCAUAAAGCACUACUGCACGUAGAAAAAUAAUAAUAAAAUUGGAAUUUUGUGGGAAGCGGCAUUUGCCCCACCCUGAAGGAGGGGAGGGACCCCGGUGUGGGGUGGAAAGCGGCAGCCACACGGCUCCCCGCACCCCUCAGCUCCCUGCUCUAGUUCCUCCACACCCAGCCCUCUGGUCCAGCUUGCCCACUCCCCAAACCCCCACCAGACGAGCAGAUGCUCUCAUCUGGGUGAAGGAAGUCCAACAAGGUUCCUGUCCAGGUGACAGCGCCUGCCAGCAGCCCGCUUGCUCAGCCCCCGGGCCCCCACCGCCUUCUCGGCUGUGGUCCUGGCCCGGCCCUGCCCUGGCAGGGAAACAGGGCCGGCUUGUUCUGCCUCCUUCCCGGACCCCUGGGCUCCAGGCCCACACCCGGGGGGUGGGGGGGAGGCGGGCAGCGUCAGUGUGGGAUGGGGGCACACACCACACACACCUGGGGGCUGGACUUGGACUUCAAAGACAGGAGGAAACUCAGUGGUCUGUCUGUAGGAGCCACAGUGGGGAGCA